ACUGUGGGGCGGGAGGAGGCGCCAUUUUGGCAGGGAGCUGGUCUCGCCGCUCGGCGCGAGGUGACAGGAGGUUGUUUGGAUGCGCCGCCAAACCAGGGGCCGUGUGGAUUGAGCUGUCUAAAAUAGUCGGAGAGCCGAGGGGAAAAAACCGAACCAAGACUUGACAGAUAGACUCUCCGACUUUUAAAACGCUGUUGUCAGUUAUUGUGGCAGUUUAUGCCAGACGCGGCGUCUUUUAAAUGUUUUAUUGAAGUGGUUGUGGUCUGGAAUUGGAUGACACUACAAGAACGUGGAGUGUAAGGGGUCCGGAGCCGGAGGUUUGACUGCCGGACCCCCGCCCUGGAGAUCAGCUGAAACACGAGGAACAGAAGAGAAGUGGAGGGCACGACUAAGCGACUCGCCUCAUCAUUAGGGGCUUCUUUUGUAGCGACAAACUGAAUGUAUGAAAACAUGUCAACAAUGGUUUGUGGGAAGGAAGACAGAAUGGAGAAGUUGUCUCAGGAUGAAAUCAUCUCCAAGACAAAGCAAGUGAUUCAAGGUCUUGAAGCUCUGAAGAAUGAGCAUAACUCUAUCCUGCAGAGCCUGCUGGAGACUCUAAAGUGUCUAAAGAAGGAUGAGGAGACCAGCCUUGUUGAGGAGAAAUCCAACAUGAUUCGCAAAUCUCUUGAAAUGCUGGAGCUGGGGUUAAGCGAGGCACAGGUGAUGAUGGCUCUUUCUGGUCAUCUGAGUGUUGUGGAGUCUGAAAAGCAAAAGCUGCGAGCCCAGGUUCGUAGGUUAUGUCAAGAAAACCAGUGGCUUCGAGAUGAGUUGGCUAACACUCAGCAGAAACUACAGAAGAGCGAACAAUGUGUUGCACAGCUGGAAGAGGAAAAGAAGCACUUGGAGUUCAUGAACCAGCUCAAGAAAUAUGAUGAUGAUAUCUCUCCAUCGGAUGAUAAAGAUUCAGACUCGUCCAAAGAAGCCCUGGAUGACCUUUUCCCCAAUGAUGAUGAUGAUCAAGGACAAGGAAUUCAGCAACACAACAGCGCUGCUGCAGCUGCAGCACAGCAGGGUGGCUAUGAGAUUCCUGCGCGAUUACGAACCUUGCACAACCUUGUCAUACAGUAUGCCUCGCAGGGUCGAUAUGAAGUGGCUGUCCCACUGUGCAAACAAGCGCUGGAAGACUUGGAGAAAACUUCGGGGCAUAAUCACCCAGACGUUGCUACAAUGCUCAAUAUUCUUGCUCUUGUUUACAGGGACCAGAAUAAAUACAAAGAAGCAGCGAAUCUGCUAAAUGAUGCUUUGGCCAUUCGAGAGAAAACUCUUGGGAAAGAUCAUCCAGCGGUAGCUGCUACCUUAAAUAACCUUGCAGUGCUCUAUGGGAAAAGAGGGAAAUAUAAAGAAGCUGAACCACUUUGCAAACGGGCUUUGGAAAUUCGCGAGAAGGUCCUGGGGAAGGAUCAUCCUGAUGUUGCUAAGCAGCUGAAUAACUUGGCAUUGCUCUGCCAGAAUCAGGGGAAAUAUGAAGAGGUUGAAUACUACUAUCAGCGGGCACUGGAGAUCUACCAGACAAAGCUGGGACCAGAUGAUCCAAAUGUUGCAAAGACAAAAAAUAAUUUGGCCUCCUGUUAUCUGAAACAAGGAAAAUUUAAGCAGGCUGAGACCUUAUACAAGGAAAUUCUAACUCGAGCUCAUGAAAGGGAGUUUGGUUCUGUUGAUGAUGAAAAUAAACCUAUAUGGAUGCAUGCAGAAGAAAGAGAAGAACAGUGCAAGGGAAAACAGAAGGAUGGAUCAAGUUUCAGUGAAUAUGGUGGUUGGUACAAGGCUUGUAAGGUAGACAGUCCAACUGUGACUACUACUCUGAAGAACCUGGGAGCACUGUACAGGCGUCAAGGCAAGUUUGAAGCUGCAGAUACCCUGGAGGAGGCAGCCAUGAGGUCUCGGAAGCAGGGUCUUGACAGUGUUCAUAAGCAAAAAGUAGCAGAAGUAUUAAAUGACCCUGAAAACCUGGAGAAGAGGCAAAGCAGAGAGAGCCUUAAUAUGGAUGUGGUAAAAUAUGAAAGUGGCCCAGAUGGUGGGGAGGAAGUGAGUAUGAGCGUAGAGUGGAAUGGGGAUGGGACAGGAUCCCUAAAACGAAGUGGUUCCUUUAACAAGCUCAGGGCCUCCCUCCGGCGAAGCAGUGAGAAGUUAGUUAGAAAGCUGCGUGGAGGACCAUCUCGGGACAGUGACCCCAAGAACCCAGGCAUGAAGCGUGCCCACUCUUUGAGUGUUCUUAAUAUGGCUGACAAGGCUGCAGAGGAAUCUUCGCAAGAACGAAAUAAUAGUCUGAGUGAAUGUCGAAAUCUGAGCGCCAGUCACACUAACCUGGCCCACUGAUAUCAUCACUCUGAGCACCAGAGAUCUUCAGAAGGCGGCACAGAUGUGGAAGGUCAACCAAAAAAAAAUGAUGGAGGAAGCUGUCCUGCAACUGGAUCUGCUGCUUCGCCUUCAAGCAGGAAACUGGACCGGGAUAAAGCAGCCCCCUUAUCUUAACGCGUGUUGCUUCUGUAAUAGAGUAAUUAGGACAAACUGUACAGAAUAUCGAGUUAGGGCUCCAAUUCUUUGCACUGUUCUCAACGGCCGUGUUGAAGCUGAUCAAGUGUGGCGAGGUCACUUUGUAGAACUGGACUCAAGGAACAAACGGACAGCUUGUGCGUAAUCUAAGAAUGGGUGCAGCAUCAGGACAGCACUUUGAAAAGAUCUUUACAAGCAACAGCAGAAAUAUUAGAGGGCAUAUUGGGACAUGAUGAGAGUGAAGCACCUAAACAUCUCCUAAACAUCUGAAUUUAAAAAUAAGUACAUAAAAAUCUCUGUCUGCUUGAGUGGGGUGGGAUGUCCAGUCAGGCCAUCAUAUGCAGGCUUGUUAUCUUAAAGCCCAAAACCAAUGAAUGACGACAUGCCUGUGGUACUGAAUGUAAACCAACCACUAAUCCCAAUUUAUUUGUUUAACUUUUCUUUUUUUCAGCAGUUUUAUUUUUGUUAUUGAUGAAGUCUGACGUUUAUUCUUGACUUUUUGUUCUGAGAAUGUAUGCUUAUAUGUUUUAUGUGUAGAGGGCAAGGGAGCAUGUGGUCCAGCAGUCAACGUUCACGAGGCUGUCCUGGCGUUUGCUCUUCUGCUAAAUGAGACGUUUCCCAGUCGAGCAGCUCCUGCGUCCUAAGACCUGUGAGAGGCGGGCGGGCGAGUUGGGCACACUGCAUGGACGGAGAACGUUACACCUUUAUUUAUAGUGCUUUAUAAUAGAAAUGGCUAACAAAAGUUAUAAGUAAGUGCUCUUCAGGUUUCAUUUUCUUUUAUAACAGGUUAUAUAAAACAGUAGAAAUGAGAAUCACAGUUUUCUGUUUAGUAAACUAGAACUAUAGUCUGCUGGUCAGAGGAAAAUUUAAAAACUCCUGUUGGUGGGAUGCUAGAGAAAAUAAAACUGCAGGGGUUCCAAGGCCAAAACAAAGCCCACCCCCACACAAAGCAGAUUCAGGUAUUUAUCUAGUUAAUUACAUUUGGACAGGGGUCUACCCCAAAUUAGUACCCCAUCUGUGUGGGACAUGACAAUGUCUACAAACAGCAGGAUCCCAAAGGAGAUGACUGCAUAUCCACUAUUAAGCCUGUAGAUAUAAUCUCUUUGGUGAUGCUUUCAUAGCCGCUCUUUACUAUGCUGUACAGUGUAUUGUUUAUAAUCAUAUAAAAUUAAGGAUGUAUACUGUAUUUAACAAAAAAAGACAUUAAAACCAAACGUUUCACUGUGAAUAAAAUUACAAUUAAAACCAUUCCCAUCCUGGGCCAACAAGAUUAUGAAAUACUGUGGUAAUGUAUGAUAUUACAAAAAUAAAAGUUCCAUCACAGCCCAAA
Messenger RNA from Polypterus senegalus (gray bichir), 3862 nucleotides. It is a transcript of the gene klc1a, whose product is annotated as kinesin light chain 1a. Gene Ontology annotation, cellular component: membrane-bounded organelle; cytoplasm; kinesin complex. NCBI's taxonomy places the organism in Eukaryota, Metazoa, Chordata, Cladistia, Polypteriformes, Polypteridae. Bases 439 to 2355 code for a protein of 638 amino acids. Gene Ontology annotation, biological process: axo-dendritic transport. Gene Ontology annotation, molecular function: kinesin binding. The record is from RefSeq and is a predicted model, not a curated record. The transcript has 16 exons.